UAAAGAAACCCAAACAGAAGCAAAAAAGGGGCUCUCUAUCUCUCGCUAUAAUCAAGCUACUUUUGAACCAAGCAGUCACGAGACACCCCUGAAGCUUUUUCCUUUGAAUUCAUCUUUAUGCUGCUAAACGACCUAAUCCUCCUUAUCCAUCCUAUUAGGAGAAACCGUGAAAACUGCUUCUUCUUCUUCUUCUUCUUCUCUCUUUCUCAUCAGAAUUUCCUUCUUUUUCUUUUUCUUUUUCUUCAUGAAACUUCCCUUCGUUUUGGUUCCUAUUCCUUAAACAAUGAAAUACCUGCGUUCCUCUCUGUUUCUAAUUCUUAUGUCCUCUAAGAAUUUUUAUCCUUCACAACUCUGAUAAAACCAAAGGGUCUUAUUUGAACUCGUAAAUGAAUCAUUUUGAUACAUAUUUUUCAUUUUUCGUUGGAGCCCAUGUUUCGGAAUCGGUUCAUGCACUUCCUGAAAUCGAUUCACACAUUCAGAAGGAAGAUUCCUUUUGACUGACUGUUUUGAAUAUCAUUCACACACACACAACCGUUUCAAAGACAUGAACUUCGCUAGAGCUUCAAUGGCGGGUUCAUGUUUUCAUGCGCUUCGCUUAAGGAGGUCUAAGAGUAAACCUUUACCAGAGCCUUCUUCUUCUUCGUCCAAGACCCGGUUGAAUUCAGACUUAGAGAACAUGGAAAGAAAGAGAUUUGAUAGCUUGGAAUCAUGGUCAAUGAUAUUGGACUCUGAGAAUGUGGAGACAUGGGAAGCUUCAAAGGAGGAUCAGGAGGAAUGGACUGCUGAUCUUUCACAACUUUUCAUAGGUAACAAGUUUGCUUCUGGGGCUCACAGUAGGAUUUACCGUGGAAUUUACAAGCAGAGAGCUGUUGCUGUGAAAAUGGUGAGGAUUCCAACCCAGAACCACGAGAGAAGAACCUUGCUAGAACAACAAUUCAAAUCUGAAGUUGCUUUACUUUCACGUCUCUUUCAUCCUAACAUAGUGCAGUUUAUUGCAGCUUGUAAAAAACCGCCCGUGUACUGUAUCAUAACAGAAUACAUGUCACAAGGAACUCUGAGGAUGUAUCUGAACAAGAAAGAGCCAUACUCUCUUUCAAUAGAAACUAUACUAAGGUUAGCUCUUGACAUAUCUAGGGGUAUGGAGUACCUUCAUUCGCAAGGUGUGAUUCACAGAGACCUCAAGUCAAAUAACUUGCUUCUCAAUGAUGAGAUGAGGGUUAAGGUGGCAGAUUUUGGAACAUCAUGUCUUGAAACACGAUGUCGGGAGACCAAAGGAAACAUGGGAACAUAUCGUUGGAUGGCACCUGAGAUGGUUAAGGAAAAACCUUAUACUCGUAAAGUUGAUGUGUAUAGUUUUGGCAUUGUGCUUUGGGAACUCACAACCGCUCUCCUUCCUUUCCAAGGAAUGACCCCUGUACAAGCUGCUUUUGCUGUUUCUGAGAAGAACGAAAGGCCUCCUCUGCCUGCUAGUUGUCAACCAGCACUUGCUCAUCUCAUAAAGCGUUGUUGGUCAGCAAAUCCUUCGAAGCGACCAGAUUUCAGUGACAUUGUGUCUACUUUGGAGAAGUACGAUGAGUGUGUUAAGGAGGGUCUACCUCUGACUCAUCAUUCGGGUCUUGUUAGCCGAAACGUCAUUAUAAAACGCUUAAAAGGCUGCGUCUCAAUGAGGUCCUCCGUACUUGUGCAAGCUUGAUUCUCCUCUCUAAGGUAUUCUUGUUUGUCUUCCAUAUUCAAUAAUGCCCAUCUACACAACAAGUCUAGUACAUAAUUAAUCAUACACUUGAAUUGCUUAAACUCAUAAAAGCCCACAUGUACAGUUAUAUUUAUAUGCUAUGUUGUUGGAUGGGAAAAAAAAAAAGUGCAACAUUUUUUUUUUUAACAUUAUUGUCUAUAUAACUAGCAGCAAACCGAAAUCUGAAGCUCACCAACCACCAACUACAAGAAGCUAACUAAAUCCAGCAACAGCGUCCAUCCACCAAACAACAUGAAAGCAAAGUUGUACUACUGCAUUUGACAUUCUACCUACCACAAAACGCUGACAUUAGAUUAAAAACUACACUAUUGUUGGAAACCUUCCUUCUCCUUGUCUUACAUGUUAAUUUCCACCUUCAAUAAGUAAAUACCCUGUGAGGUUAACUAUACAAUAUUUGCACAUUAAGUGGGAGCUUCAGUUAAUCGAAUUAAUAAAUUCCUUUUGCGGCGGUUACUCGGAUGAAUGAUUAAAUUUUCCCUUUAAUAGGGAUUGAAGGACUUAGAUAUAGGAGAUCGCUAUUUCCAAUUGGGUAAGAUUACGUGCUUUGAAUGCAAAAAUAGACUGUGAUAGCGUCACACACUAUUGCAGGAAAUUAGGUCAACCGAUUGCGGUGAAGGCUUGGAUAAUUUGUAUGAGAUUAUUUUAUACAACAAAAAUUAGGUCAACCCACUUAAUAUUUUUGUGUUAAGAGAACUUAAGAUUCAUACGGAGUCAUAAGUUUGUACUUAUUAUGUGUAAUAAUUGUAAAUUUGUAACCGUAGUUUCAUGUAAGUAGUACAUUCACAGAAGUAUGGCUUGUUCCUCUAGAUGGUGGGCCUUGCUUUGCUUUUAUGAUUGCCCUUCUGUUCCCUUUCCUUGAGGAUGUUGUGCUUCUCAUUUUCUAUACAUAAAUGAGAAA
Gastrolobium bilobum is the source of this 2651-nucleotide messenger RNA. Its product is annotated as serine/threonine/tyrosine-protein kinase HT1-like. Gene Ontology annotation, biological process: protein phosphorylation. The coding region runs from base 545 to 1693 and encodes 382 amino acids. Gene Ontology annotation, molecular function: ATP binding; protein kinase activity. The record is from RefSeq and is a predicted model, not a curated record. The transcript is spliced from 3 exons. Lineage: Eukaryota; Viridiplantae; Streptophyta; Magnoliopsida; Fabales; Fabaceae.